GGCGCAAGAAGCUCCCCCUUUAGCUCCAUGCUACUCCAUGUGAUCCAUGCACUCCAUGCCAUGCGAGCCGUGAAACCUCAUAAAUUGCUCUGGUGUAUCAUGUUAUAUUUUGUUUUGAAAACACAAGGAGCAACUACGAUUUCUCAUCAUCGUAUCAACAUCGGUUUCUUUCUACUAGGAGAUUCAAAGGGGCAUCGCCUUGGUCUUGCUCAGCUCCAGCAUCGAAUGUAGGAUGAGUAAAAUAGAAAUGAUCUGAUUGAUGUUACAGUCGUCGCGAUGGUAAGAACACAUUAAAGAUGAAACAACCUGGAUUUGCUUUUGGACUUCCCAACCCAACUUUUGAACUUUUUGUUUUUCGCAAAAAAAGGGGAUGAUGAAAAGUGCUUCAUGUGAUUAGUUCAAACAAUAAAGAUCGAUGGCCAAAAAGAUGCUGCAAGAAAAUAUGCUGUCGUCCCUUCUUCUUUACUAGAUUUAGAAGUUGCGUCGGUUAUGUCUUCCCCAGUACACUAGUGCUAGUCGUUAUGUAGAGUUCUGUCUUAAUUGCUGUCUUGUUUUGUUUUUCUGAGCUUGAGUCGAAGUAUAAUUCCGCGGCUUGCUCUUGUUAUUCUCUUCGGUAACUCUAUAAUCUCGUCCUUGGGCAUUGUAACUAUCCUCCCAAUGAUAAUGUAACCUCCAUUUUGAUGGUGGGCCCAGUUGUGCUGAUGUUCUGAAGGGCAGCACUGGCUGCGCCUGGUACCCUAACAGUAUGGGCUCCAGCGCGACUGGUGAUCUUUUGGGAGAUCUCUUUUCAUCUUAUUUGUUCGUACCGCCAACGCCUUCUCUGGCUUUCGCGGACGAGCUUGCGUCGUACUUUCAGGAGCGCUACCUGACUAUUUUGCUCGCAUUGUCUUUCGCGCUACACCGAUUCGGCGUGCUGAAUAUCUCGAAUAUCGUUUGCAUAUUCUUCGUCUGCCUCUUCAACGGUAUUCGAGUCGUUCGGGAAGACGGGCCAGUAGCCGUGGUCAACGCACUUCGAAGUGGAGCGUUGCUGCUUCGUAGCGAUAAGAAGUGCAAAGGAGGAGCUAUAGACGAAGAAGCAGUGCCAAGGGUAGAAGAAGCUUCUACCGAGAGAAUGCCGAAGCAACUGCGUAGCGAAGCUGAGGAAGGAGCUGGAGAUGCAGCGAUCGAUGAGGGUGACGAUGGCGAUCAUGUCCAACAUAGGGCAACGAAAUCAAAAGGAGGUCUGUGCGCAACUUCCAACGUCGGUGGUAACAUGGAAAGACCAUCCAUCAGUUGUCGCGAAUCAGCUUCCAACUCGGAUCGGGUAGACACAUCAAGCACCGCUAAGGAAGAUGGCCGCGUUCCGACGAGUGCAGAUUUUCUGAUAGGUGAGUCCGAUCAUGGUGUCGAAGAGGAGGGUGAUCCGGAUACCCUUCCCAGACUGCGGCCUACCGAGGAGAGUCAGAAGAUUAUUGUCGAGUUUGCGCGUCAACAACGGGAUCGGCGACGCCGCUCUAUCCGAAGUCUUUUCAUGCAAGGCGAAGAGAGCGCACUAGGCAAUGCUUUUACAAGUGCCAAGACACCCUUGUCACGUUCUUGCUCAACGCCGUGCAGUUCCGUGGAUUUGCAUUGUUUCCGCUGUCGUGGCAUUAUGUUCCGACCUGUGACAUUCCUCCGCGGAGAGACUGUGUGUCGAAUUUGUGCUGAAGUCGAUGGUUUUUCAGAUUUUGGCGAUGGCCGACCGGAUGUCGACGGUUUUGGGCAGAAUCUGAAUCAUAUCUUGGAUCCAGUCUGGCAACGACAUCCAGAGUAUGCGCUGGCAGGUCGCCUCUUCGAGGACAUGCUGGCGCUGAAGCGGAACAACACUGCCGGCAAAGAGCCUUGUGCAGCUCAAGCAGUAGAUCAAAGUGAGAGCCACAGCCACAGGGACGCUGUUUCUGUCCUUCAGAAGCGGCUCAUGGCAUCAAGGAAUUAUGCUGACAAUGAAAACAUGGAAUCUGAAGAGGACAAAAGUGCCGAUCUUGCGACGACAAACGACUUUCACUCGUCUAGUGAUGGCGCAAGCGACUCCUCUGAAGCAAUGUUUCGGUCUGUGAGGAGGUUGCGAGGAGCUUUCCUACGGCUCGAAUGCGCGGCAAUGAAGAUGAAGAGGACGCACGGAAAGCGCAGUCAUGAACCUUCCGAGGAAGAAUAUAACCGUGAUCAACAAGAACAGGUUUUACAGCAGUGGUUCUCCGAUUUCUGUCGCGCAACUGCUCGAACGUUGAAAACAAGCCAGAGACUUACCACGAUAAGCUUCCAGAUGGAAAGGACGACACUGAUUUCUACUGGACAUCCGGUGGGUGUUUUCACUGACGCAGCAGAGGCACAUGUGCAGUGGUUAUGUGGUCAGAUCGAAAGAGCACAUGCUCUAUGUGGUGAACUGUGCCUGCGUGAUUUACUGAAACAUCGUUCGCGAGAAAAUCUGGAAACGUCGCUUCCAGUGGAGCUAAAUUGGCUUGUCGGAAUGAGCGAUGGCGAAGCGGAUAUUUUGGCAGGUAAAAAUACGAAAAGCACUGGUAGCACAGUUGCAGUUGGAUCGAUCGCUAGUCGUGUCGGUGGGGCUGUCCGUGACACCUUUCUGAACUUUCUCCGCAGGGAAGUAGCAGGUCUCGAAGAACGGGAGGAGGGCGGCAACGCCAGAGCCGUAGCCGCUAGCAACGAAGACUCCUCUCAGCAGCCUGUGGGAUGUGGACCUACAGAGGAUCCAGGAAAUGACGUCGAUGAUCAUGUUUUACCGAAAUCGGCCGUAAGGUGUGCACCUGCAGACGAUGCGCUCAUGACAGAUUCGAGUUGCGCAGACAAAAGUCAGAAAGCGCCAGAUUUCUCACCAAGGGAAGACGAAGGAGCCAGUAAAUCCGCUGCAGAGAUCUUCUCCGUCCUCUUACGUGCGCUUGUUGGAAAUUCCGCUGCUGACGCGAACGAUAGAAGAGGUGAAGGCGAGCCGUUGACGAAGCGAGCAAAACUAGUUCUCAACGAAAAAACGGAGGAUGGAUGCAUGGCGCGGAAGCGAGCUCGCAUUCUAGCAUUUCUCUGCGAGAAUCUCGCACGCUUUGAUUACCCUUUCGUUCCAGCAUCAUCAGGUGCUACUGCGCCAAGAUCUGACAUGGAGUCUAGUAGAAACGUCGAAGAUUAUGGAUAUGGAUAUGGGUAUGGCACUAACUUGUUAGGCAACUCUGGUUUGAACUUGGGGGAGGACGAUCUACAGUGCCCGGUCUGCGCGGAUCUACUCCUCGAGGCAACUGCUCUUCCUUGUGGUCAUGGCAUGUGUCGCAGUUGCGUAGCUCGACAUUUGGAUCACGCUCUGCAACGAGAGCCUAUCUGUCCCCUGUGUCGGCACCCUCUUGGUGGCUUUGUAGAGUAUUUGAACAUCACGGCCUGUGCUCGUAAAACCUACGGAGCCGAUCCGCGCGUUCUGUUGCCCUGCACUGCUGUCGAGAGCCUUAUUCGUAUUCGUUUUCCAGCGGAACGGGAACAGCGAAUACGCGAGGUCAAAGCUCUAGAAAGCAGCUCUUCGACAGCUGCUGCAGCUGAGAGUAAUGGACCUUUCUACGUUUCGCAGAACAGGACGACUGGACCUGCUGGAAAAAUAGCUCAGCCCGCAACUAUUUCGUCAGAGCCAAGCAUCGCAAAAACAGCGAGUCAUCAUGAAACAGGCCGCGGCGGAUCCAGUGGACAUGCGUCGGGGAGAGCGCUUCGACCAGAGGGUGAAGCGCAAGGUGAAUCAGGGAUGAGUGUGGGAGACCCUCUUUUGGCCAAAGAUGUCUCUAGAGAAGACGCGGUCGGAGAGCAGGACGGCACUGUGCAUGAACGUGAUUCAUCUCGAACGAACACGGCAGUCGAAGCACAAACGGCAGCUGCGUCACGAGAUUCUGGUGAUAUACUGCAUCCAAGCGUUUCAUCAGGGAAAAACGACAAUGUUGUCGUCGGUGAACCCCGUAGCAAAGAAAAUGAUGAGGCACCACCUCCCGACGCACAGAUCGCUGUCUUCGUGUGUUCUAUCGCCGUGCCAGGCGUCACGUGCAGUCUGCAUGUCUUCGAGCCGCGGUAUCGUCUCAUGAUGCGGCGCUGCCUCGAGGCCGACGACCGAGUAUUUGGAAUGCACCCUUCGCCGGACCUUCCUUACGGCUGUCUCGUUCGAAUUCUGGAGUACGAACAGCUGCCUGACGGACGGUCCAAGGUGGAGACUGUCGGUGUGCGUCGCUACAAAGUGCGUUCCUGGGGUGAGAAAGACGGCUACUCAACGGCACAAGUUGACUGGCUACUUGACGUUGAGGAACGAAAGGGUCAUCGUGAGACCGCCGAUUCGGGUGCUCAAAAAGAGGGGCUAGAUGAUGAUCAUAUGGAUUUAGCAGACAGCAACUUCUAUGGCGCGACUGGCAAAGGUAACAGUAAAACUGGUUCCAAUGACAUGAAAAAUGAGGAAAAUGAAGCUGCAAUGUUCAAAAAUAGUAAGAAUACUGAUGUGAGCAUUGUAGAAGAGGAUGCAAGCAUGCAAAAGAAACCACAAGUUACCACAUCAAGAAAGAUACAAGAUCAGCAAGCAGAAUCGAACGCACCAACUACAAAAACGACUUCAUCUUUUGGUGGUAGCGGCUCAAGUAGUUCAUCUUCGACAUCUUCUGCUGAAGCAGCUACCUCCGCUGUUGUAGCACCACAUCCAAAGACGGCGAAAACGGGUCCAGCGGUAAGGACCGUCGCCGCGCUUCGAGCAAAAGCGGAAACGGAAUUCGAAAGACUCAAAAAUCAAAAAGCGAUUGGUUUUCACAUGUCGUCGCACGGGCAAAUGCGGUGGCGAAUAGUUUCUGGUGUUGAAGUGCUACGCGAGCGAUACGGCGACCCACCCGGGAUUGGACAGGAUGACAAUUUUGUCUUUUGGCUUUUUUCCUCCGGUCUACUCUUUUCUCGACCUCGGAGACCCUUGGAAGUCUAUUCUUUCGCUUACGGUAACGACGAAACACGCACAUCAUCCGCAAAACGGUUCAAAGUGAUCUACGACUGUUGCAUCGAUACUUCUUCCUGA
This is a messenger RNA of Amoebophrya sp. A25, 5041 nucleotides long. NCBI's taxonomy places the organism in Eukaryota, Dinophyceae, Syndiniales, Amoebophryaceae. The record is from the annotation of a GenBank genome assembly.